Messenger RNA from Pelagomonas calceolata, 965 nucleotides. The record is from the annotation of a GenBank genome assembly. Lineage: Eukaryota; Pelagophyceae; Pelagomonadales; Pelagomonadaceae.
UACCGGUCGCCGCGCCCUUAGAAACAAGCGGCGAAGGCGGGGCCCGUCGGGCGCUCCAGAGACUAAAGGAGCGCGCGAGGGGCAGCGACGGGGGGGAAUAUAUGUGGUGGGUCGCGUCGGCGGGGUUAGACUUGCUUCAUGGAGCGAGUCCCGCGACGGCGUCGGCCGUAGCCUUCGGGUAGGCGGCCCAGGCCUCGGCCGCGGACGGGUAGUGGCCCAAUUGGGUCCCGGCAAUCCUCAACCGCCAGCCCGACGACGAACCGGAGGCGAGGGAGAUGCCGACCGGGCGCUUCUCGGGCAUGUCGUCCGUCCUUUCGGCGGCCCAGCGCAAUUCCGAGGGGCACGGCUGGCCGCGUAAUCUAGCAGCCUUCUUCGACUUCGUGGAGGAACUCUUGCGGCGCUUCCGCUGCGGCGACGGUUGUUGCGGAGGCGUCUCCGCAGAGAGCUCGUCCUCCUCGACGACGGGGACCGGGGGCGCCCGGACCGGGAAGCCGUCCCACGACACCGUAUGUACAAGCUUCGCUCUAGCUUCGGGCGGCGACGGCGGGGGCGUCACGAUCUUCGGCGCGAACAAUGAUCUAGCGUCGCCGAAGAAGGUGUCCUGGGCGUCGUCGAAGAGGGACCUGCGUUCCGGAGUCGGGCGCGCCACGAAACGGGAAGGACGCGGCUCUCCCCACAUGCCGACCUCCUCGUUCCCGAUGCGGGCCUCGCCCCAGGACGGGACGUCAAAAACUAAAUCGUCGAAGAUGGCCUGCGGGGGCAACAUGGGUGCCGGAUUCACGCGUUCGCGCGAAGCAGGAAAGGGCACGCACCUCCGGCGACGGCGCCUGCAUGCUGCCCGGGCCCGACCGGGGCCUCCCGGAAGCUGCCCCCGCACCCCCAGAGCCGGGGCGCGGCGCGCUCUCCGGCGCACGCGAACAACAGCGCUCGGCAGAAAGACGGGGCGUGCAGCACGGAGAGCUUAA